This is a messenger RNA of Trypanosoma conorhini, 4416 nucleotides long. RefSeq lists its product as uncharacterized. Gene Ontology annotation, molecular function: protein binding. The record is from RefSeq and is a predicted model, not a curated record. NCBI's taxonomy places the organism in Eukaryota, Euglenozoa, Kinetoplastea, Trypanosomatida, Trypanosomatidae. Bases 1 to 4416 code for a protein of 1471 amino acids. The transcript has a single exon.
AUGGAGACGCCAAAAAAUGAAGUGACGCUUGGGUCCCGUCUGGCGACGCGUUAUGUGCCAAACCAGAUUCUCUCCUCCACCCUCUCGUGGGGUCCCCUCAUUGGUGUCGAGGAAGUCCUGCGGCUGGAGAAGCGCUUUGCGGCGCGGAGCAUCACCCAAGAUGGUGACCCCGCAAUCACGAAGGAGUGGCUCAUCCACUUCAUCAUGGAGGUUCUCGAGGAGAAGGCCAGGUUUACCACCAACGGCGUGGAGCUUGAGGAGGUGGUGAGCAGCGAGCUGCCGCUGUUGGAUGAGGACAAGAUGAGCGUGUAUAGAGAGGAGGUGCUGCGGUGGGUCGGCUCCUUCUCCAUCCAGCUCUCCGUGCACGACCCGCUGUGGGAGGCCUGUGAGACCAGCAACGCCGGGCUUGCACGCCUCGAACGCAGCACGUGUAACACCACGCAGGCAAGCUCGUUGCACACCGUGAGCUCGUUUAGCACCGCGAGGCAGGGCAAGUCUACCACGACCACCUUCACGACUGCCAGCGUCCCUAACAGCAGUAGUGGGACUGAUAGCAAACCGCGAAAAGGGCGCCUGGAGCGCUCACGCUCGGUGGCUCGCAUGCUGUUGAAUUACAACUUGCCUUCCAUGUCUGUCGCCUCGCAGCGGAAGGAGCCGGUGCAGCACGAGAUUGUGCGGUGGAGUGACCUGACCACAAACUUCGUGAAGGACUAUGAGCGGUUUCAUCAGCUUGACGAAAAUGAGUUGACCUUCACCCGCGUACGCGCGGGACCCGCGUCGGGGCAUUCCUCUCCCCUGCGUUCCUCCCAGGGGAAGAAUGGCGCGGAGGCGCAUUGGUCAAGGGUGGCAGGGGGCAGGCGCGACUCGGAGCCCGACGCGCUCAGCGGCAAGGAGUUCCACGUACAGUCCGCGGAUCAGGUCCUGGUGGCGCCCCAGACAGGCUGCAUCAUCACGGCUAGCAAAGACGGCGUUGUAAAGCUGUGGGACGGGGAGACGGGGGGAUUUAUGCGCAACCUCUACAAUGCGGGGACGGCAUGGGUGAUUGGGAUGUUUUUGCUGCCGGACGAGGACCACAUUCUCAUCGCGACGACGAACAGCCAGUUGACGGUGUUGGAUUUCCCUGAGGGGAACGUGCUGCAGAAGUACCUCGGAUGCACCUCGCUGCAGUCGGCUCUCUACGAGGUCGUGCAGUUGUCCGCGACGAAAGUGCAGCGGUAUGGGAUGAGGCCGGGGGAGUGCGGGAUGUACCGUGUGGCGCUGCGCAAGGAUGAGUCGGCAGAGAAGUAUCACCGCCGUCGUCGCGAGACGCAAAACUACGCCUUUGCAAAAACGCUCCCAGCAAAGCCUGUGGUGGGUUUUGACGCCCCAACCGCGUCGUGGUAUGACACCUUCUCGGGGAUUUUCUUCUUUGGCACCGCCGACGGCGUCGUUGGGGCUUUUGACAUCGCCGCCGACGUGCGCCCAAGCUCCCUCAUGGCCGGGGCGAACAGCAAACCCGUGCAUCUGCUUUUCAUGGCGGAGGUCCACGCGGCAGCGGUGGUGGGCAUGUUCUACACCUCCUACGUCACCUCGCUCUUCACGGCUGGGGCGGACGGCCGCAUUUACCGCACUCCGCUCGGUUCGACAGGGAGGCCCUUGGGGGAGCCGCGCCUUAUUCUCCAGCAGGCAAGAGCGAUCCGCGCGAUGCAGUGGUGGCCGCCGUCAAAGUUCUACGUCACGAUUCACGUGGAUCGGCGGGUCGCCCUGUGGGUGAUUGGGCGCUACGGUGACCCCCUCUUCGAGUUUCCAUCCGAGUCGCAGGGAAUCGUCAGUGCGGCCCUGCACCCACGGCGACAGCGGCUUGCACUGCUGCUCUCGGACAAGACCAUUAAGGUGUAUGAGACGCACGGCAACAAGUCGCUGGCCACCAUUGCGCAGCCGGCGCAGGAGUCGAACUUUACCGCGACAGAUGCCUCGCGGCAGAUGAUGGAGCGCUCCGCCAUUGACGAAGACGGUGUCUUGGCGUGGCACCCGCUUCAUUCGUCUCUCAUUUGUUGUCUUCGGGCGGCAGUCAUUUACGAGCCGUCGCGCAGCCAGCUGCAGGCGGCCGAGCCUAGUGCGGGGUCCGGGCGCCCGCUCUCCGGGGACGAGCGUGACGCGUCUUGCCGGAGCUACUUCCAGGAGGUCAAGAGGACCGGCGCGGAGAAGUCACGAAUGCGGGGCUCAGUGGGCUUCGUGGAACCGCGACGCGUGGACACCCACCGUGGCGGGGUUGUUGCAAUGGCUGUGCAGCGGCAGUCGUGGCAGAUACACACAUUCGAUGAGGGGUGCUGGCGCACCUGGGACCUGGCGACGGGCGAGCUGAGGCGAAGCGUGGACGUCCCUCGCGUCGCGCGCAUGGAGCACAUGCCUGUGAAGCGGGCCACCGUUGCCUCCAGCUCGUGGACGACGGCGCUUCAAACACGACUAGCAACGGGUGGCCAGGAUGGUUCGGUCCUCACCUGGGACCCUUCCACGGCCGCCCCGCUCGCGGCAGAGAUGCUGGUGCAGGACAUUUCCGAGCAGCUGGACUCGGAUGUAACGGUGAUGUCGCAUAGAAACAAACUGAUCGCGUGGAGCGCGCGUGUGUGUCGCGUCACGAGCUACAACUCUGGUUUGUUCCUCCCCAGCGGGCUCGAGGAGAGUAAGUCGGUUGUCUUGCGUGUGCCCUCGCUGUCCUCUGUCACCGCCUGCUGCGUCGUGCGGGAUGCGUACCUUUGCUUGGGCACCGGUGACGCCAGGAUAUUCUUCUUUAGCAUCCGCGGUGGGGCACCCACCCACGACUGCGUCCUACGCGAUAAGACGGAGGAGGAGCGGGGCGCCGUUGUGCAACUCAUCUUCUUGAACGAGCAAAACCAGAACCUCAUCCUCGUCAUCCUCGACGUUGGUAUCCUCUUUGUGUACUCCUACGUCAACCAGGCCGUCGUGUACCGCCUGCGCCUGGUGCGGCGCUUUGAGUGCCGCAUCCACAAGGCGCUGUACAUCCCGGAGGACGGCAGCGUCGUCUGUGGGGACUCCCUGGGCCGCGUUCGCGUCCUCGAUGUGCGCGGCUGCACCUCCCCUUCGGCGGAGUUUCGCCAGGUCAUAAUCCCGCGGGCGACGUUUCAGGGCGCCACGGACGAAGUCAACGCAUUGGACUAUUGCCAUCUCGCAGGCCGCCGCUACCUGCUCGUGGGUUCCCUGGACCACAUGGUGCGUCUCUUCGACGUGGACGACGCGAACUGGCUGCAGGCCCCCUACUCCAGCACGAGCCCGUUGCGAUCCACGCAGGCCACUGUGCGGUUUGUCGGGGUCUUUGGCCACGACUCAUGGAGGCUUGCAGAUCCCACAACCUUCAGCGAAUUUCCGCCCGUGGCGCCGCCUGUGCUGGCGGCCAACACCGCGGAAGAAGAAGUUCUGCUGGAGAGCAUUCUACACGCAGACGUGCGAUCCGGCGGCGUCAAGAGCGUCAUGGACUCACUGCUGGACGAUGACACGGCCGUGUCCCGUGGUCGGUCGCGUAGAGGCACGAGGGCCGGAACGCCCUUCUCUGGGCCGGCGUCACCGAAGGCGCCGCUCGCGCGGCCGUUUUUUCUUACAGACGUGGCCAAUCCCCAGGAGGAGAUACGCAUGCGCUCCUUCUCAAACAUCUCCAUGGAAAGCGCCAGGCAGCCGCAGCCUACGCAGCGCUUGCAGGAGCAGCAGGGCACACCGCUGCUUUCCUCCCUGCCGGAGGGAGGUGGCCUCCUCUUGUCGCGAACGACGGAGCACUCAUUGCCGCAGCAGCAGCAGCAGCCGCCGCCGCCGCCGUGCGUUGGGCGGCGCUCGCAGCUUCGCGCCGGCGCGUGUGAGGCGCCCCCAACCCCGACCCCAAGCCCCAGUCCAGGCCAAGCCCCGCUCGCCACGGAGCAACAGUCGCCCGGGCGACAGGGCGAAAGCCCACGCGAGGACACCAGCCUUUGCCCCGUCUCCUCGACAGGGUUCGAUCCGAUGCAGAGGAAGAAGCGGGCGCUGCUGGGCAUGACACGGCGCCUAGAGGCGGUGCUGCCGAAGGGUUUUGCCAACGGCGAACUCGCCAGGAAGGCCAACGAGCUGCUCAUGGGGGACACACGCCUGGGUUUUCGGCAGACCAAGUCGGGGCGAAGUCGGCCGGAGAGCGGCGAGCUGCAGUUGGCCCUCGAGACGCGCCGCCGACUGGCGGAAAGGAUGGAGGAGUACAAAAAGACGCAAGCGAAGCGACGCAGCGAAAAGAGGAACUCCCUGCCGCUUGUUGCGGCGCGGCAUAAACUCACUCCUGUCGUGUUCCCGCAGCCGAGCGUUCUCCCCAGUGAGGCAAAGGCCAGCUUCGUCUGGAUGCUCAACGCUCCGUCGGUGGAGGUGCCGCAGCGGCCUGUCACACAUGCGAGGAACGCAAUGUAA